AUGCGCAAGACGAAUGAGGCGCUAAGCUCGGAGAAUGCCAGGCUCAAGGAGCAAGUCGAGAAGCAGGAUGCUGCUAUUAAGCAGCUCACCUCUACCGUGACCGAUCUGAUGGGUCGAUUUGCUAAGCUUGAGUCCACAGUUGACUGCAAGGAGGCAGAGCGGAAGCUUAGCGAGUUAGAAGUCUAA
Molecule: messenger RNA, 186 nt
Organism: Fusarium verticillioides 7600
Lineage: Eukaryota; Fungi; Ascomycota; Sordariomycetes; Hypocreales; Nectriaceae
Exons: 1
Coding region: 1-186 (61 amino acids)
Source: RefSeq, a predicted model, not a curated record